Molecule: messenger RNA, 458 nt
Organism: Triticum dicoccoides
Lineage: Eukaryota; Viridiplantae; Streptophyta; Magnoliopsida; Poales; Poaceae
Exons: 1
Coding region: 180-428 (82 amino acids)
Source: RefSeq, a predicted model, not a curated record
AGAGGCUUAUCCGAACCAAGCAAAGCCAAGUAAAGCAAUCAACACGCAGCGAGAGCCAUCCUAUAUAAUACGCACCCCGCGGCCAUAGAUCCAUCCAUCCCCAUUUCACAGCAUCUAUUCCAGAGCAACAGCAGUUUCCAUCAUAUCCGAGUGUUGAUCGAUCGGUACUUCGGUAGCCAAUGGCGGACAUAGCGAUGCUGGUGGCCGAUGAGGCGUUCGAGAAGAGGCUGCAGCGAGGGGCGCCCUUCGCCGGCGCCGGCGAUGAGGCGUCCAAGGGCAGGGAGAACUUCCGGGCCGUGACCAAGGUGUGUGGCUCAUGGGCGUCGGGGGUCAAGGUGCGCGUCGCGCUGCUCGUCAAGGCCGACCUGGUGGCCGAGCCCAAGACCCCGAUCGCCAUGGCAGCCUUCGACGGCUUCUUCUCUGCUUAAUUAGCCAUCUUUUUCUUUCUGAAAUGGAGU